Messenger RNA from Loa loa (African eye worm), 944 nucleotides. RefSeq lists its product as hypothetical. Gene Ontology annotation, molecular function: DNA-binding transcription factor activity, RNA polymerase II-specific; RNA polymerase II cis-regulatory region sequence-specific DNA binding. Gene Ontology annotation, cellular component: nucleus. Lineage: Eukaryota; Metazoa; Nematoda; Chromadorea; Rhabditida; Onchocercidae. Gene Ontology annotation, biological process: regulation of transcription by RNA polymerase II. The transcript has 5 exons. The record is from RefSeq and is a predicted model, not a curated record. The annotation marks the transcript as partial.
AUGAUUGAUAUACAAAAACGAAUUUAUUCGAAUUGGAUUGAACAACAGAAAAAAUUAUUGGGCGUAAAUAAUGAAGAGCAAAAGCGAGCACAAAUUCAACUUAUACAACAACAAAUUCAACGAGAUUAUGCUAAAUUAGCACAUUCAUUAAAGCAAGAACUUAUUAAUGGAUUAAAUAGUAGUGUAGAUAAGAUUAUAGCUGAAUUCAUAGCUGCGGAAGCAGCUAUCAGUGCGCAACGUACAACUGCGGCACUUGUGGAACAGCAACGUGAACAAGCAGCAUCUGUUGUUAUUAAUCGAAAUCCAUUUCUUUUCCAUCCUUUGUAUCAUUCUUUCAACGGUCAAUCUGGUCCUUUUCCAAAUCCAUUUAUACAAAAUAACCUACCAUUAACACCACCAUCACAUCAUCCACCCGGUAUUUUUCCGGCUGCUUCCGCACCUCGUACAACCUUCAAUCCAUUUGUUCCGCAUCUGAAAGCAGCAUCACCAGCUACUGCAGCAUUUCGUAAAAUGGAUGAUUUAAGUUCAUUUGCACCACGAAAGAAACGAUCCAAAGUAACGGAUUCGUCACGGAUAAAUAAAAUUCAACCAAUAGCUGCUGCUAAUCGUGAAGUAUCCUCACUUCCCAAUAGCGCCCGAUCUUCACCGCAACUAUCAUCAUAUUUUCCACCAACAAUGGUUGGUCAUCCAUUAUACGGUGGUGGUACAUUUGGUACUGAUGAUCAGGAUAGUCCAAUCAAUUCGGAUGAUGCAAGCGAUUGUGGGCCUUAUGAUGGAAGUAUUGGUGGAAGUUCAACUUUAACACCAAUGCAUUUGCGUAAGGCAAAAUUGAUGUUUUUUUAUACGCGUUAUCCGAAUUCGGCUUUAUUGAAAUCUUAUUUUCCGGAUAUUCGUUUUAACAAAAAUAACACCGCACAAUUGGUUAAAUGGUUUUCAAAUUUCCG